AUGUCAUCAUCGUUAAGAGAACAUCCACCUUCCACAUAUUUCAUCAAGUUUGAGAGUCUGGCACAACUCAACGAUGACAAGUACGAAUGUAGUCUUUUCAAUGCCGGCGGCUACAACUGGAGAUUGGUGAUAUAUCCAAAAGGAAACGCAAAAGACGAAGGGGAUGGAUUUAUUUCAAUGUAUGUGGAGCUAGAUAACACAACCCUCUUGUCAACACCACUAACUGAUGUGUAUGCAUAUCUCAUAUUCUUUGUCUACAACAAGAAAUCAGACAAAUACUUUACUAUUAAAGAUUGUGAAGUUAAGCGGUUCAAUGCAUUGAGAACGGUGUGGGGAAUGUCUCAAGUUGAUCAAUGUGAAUUUGGUGUUGAUGUAUUGGUUGCUCCAUCCCUUCCUAAAUGGGAAGUCGUGUCCUUUAAUCAGAAAACCCCUAAUCCCAAAUUCGUGUGGAGUCUCAAGAAAUUUAAAGAGCUUAAAGCGGCUUCUUACGACUCGCAAAAAAUUUUGGCAGGAGGAAGGCAAUGGUUUUUAAAGUUGUACCCGAACGGCGAUGCUAGAGCCAAAGGCAAGUGGAUAUCCAUUUAUUUGUAUUUAAGUGACGUUGAGACACUCAACGCAAAGGAGAAAAUCUACACGCGAGCAGAUGUCAGAAUUGUAGAUUCUCGUGGAACCACUCAUUACGUGUUUGGGAAACUUAACUCGUGGUACACAAAGCUAAACUCAGGAUUAGGUUGGUCUACAUUUGUGUCUUUAGAUAAAGUUCGGGAGGCGUACUUGGAUAUUGAGGGCUCUUUGAAUGUAGAGGUUGAAUUUGCAGUUGUUUCUACCACCAAAUACUCUCCCAGUAUCUAA
Messenger RNA from Capsella rubella, 852 nucleotides. RefSeq lists its product as uncharacterized. The transcript has 6 exons. The record is from RefSeq and is a predicted model, not a curated record. NCBI's taxonomy places the organism in Eukaryota, Viridiplantae, Streptophyta, Magnoliopsida, Brassicales, Brassicaceae. Gene Ontology annotation, molecular function: protein binding. Bases 1 to 852 code for a protein of 283 amino acids.